AUGCCGUAUCAUGCUAGUUGUUAUGUUGUUCAAUGUCAAAAUACAUGGAGAAACAGUGAUGUGAAAUACUUUUAUUUUCCUCGAUCCCAAAGCAAAGUAGAUCAAAGGAUAAAAUGGAUCAAUGCUAUUAGAAGAAUUAACUCUGAUAAAUCCCAAUGGACUCCAAAAAGUACGGAUAUGGUGUGUAGUGCCCAUUUUAUUGGAAAUGUUAAAUCGAGUGAUCCAUUGAAUCCGAAUUACGUUCCAACGAUAUUUCCAGAGGUAUAUAAAAGAAAAAAAAAUUUUAGUGCUCAAAACAGGUACAAGAGAUUGAUGAACCGCAGAACCAGAAAUAUCUCAAAUUUAUUGGACAGAGAAAAUGUUAAUGAAAAUGAUGACUCAAAUUCAUCGGACCGAGAAAAUGAUGUUGUGGAAGUAGAUGAGGAGAUUAAUGUUGCCCUUGACAUACAGCCUGUCAGACAGACAGUUGAUGUAGGAUGCCAAGUAUUUAUGGAAGAUAGUAGCAAACAUAAAACAUCAUCGAAAAUAUAUGGAGGUAGAAAAUCAGAUUCUCAAAUAAGUGUAGAGUCUGGUAUUCUUGUUUUGUUAGAAGAUAGGGAUGUUAUUUUAGCUGAUAAAGGAUUUCCUGAAGUGAAAGCAUCAAUAGAUGAAAGGGGAAAAAUGUCUUAA
This is a messenger RNA of Diabrotica virgifera virgifera (western corn rootworm), 669 nucleotides long. RefSeq lists its product as uncharacterized. The record is from RefSeq and is a predicted model, not a curated record. Bases 1 to 669 code for a protein of 222 amino acids. NCBI's taxonomy places the organism in Eukaryota, Metazoa, Arthropoda, Insecta, Coleoptera, Chrysomelidae. The transcript has 4 exons.